Molecule: messenger RNA, 2282 nt
Organism: Rhagoletis zephyria (snowberry fruit fly)
Lineage: Eukaryota; Metazoa; Arthropoda; Insecta; Diptera; Tephritidae
Product: trichohyalin
Source: RefSeq, a predicted model, not a curated record
UGUAGAUAAAUGAGCAUUGCCAAUAAAUGCAUUAUUUAAUAAUCCACAGCCAACCAAUGAACUUACCGAUAGCGUACUUGUUACCUCAACGUAUCACUACGGCAACCGUAGCAACCAAUUUGUUAAAUUUCAUUUGGAACUUUAGAAUUUUUUCACAGUCGAAAAUUCGUUUUUGGAAAUCAAAGAAAAGGAAUUUACGUUUAUAUUAACGGGCCAUAACGAUAACGCAUCUUCUUCCAAAACUAAGCCUACCAAAUAUAUUGUACUAUGAUAAAUUGUGUAUCGCGGGGCAAUGAACCUUCGAUCGAAUUGGCGAAAAUCGGGAACAAGAAACCUAUAGUGCUCUCGUCGCAACGCUACAAUAGGCUACUAAAAAAUUCCAAUCAGGUGGAUGAACUGCGAGCUCAGAAAGAAAUUGAAGAGGAACAAAAGUAUAAGGAAUACUUGAAGCAGGGCUCCGACCAGUUGGUAGCUCAUUUCAAGGGCAAUAUACAGCGAACUCAAGAUGAGAAGUUGGCCGAGAUCAAAGCGAAUAUGGAGCAGAAAAUAACAAAAAUGCAGGAGGACUUCCAUCAGACAAAAGAAAAUGAGGAACGAAAAAGGAGCGAAAAGCUGGCUAAAGCGCAAAACCUAGUCGAGCAACUGAAGCCUGGUCCCAAGCAAUUGCACUCAGCAGCUUUACAAAGCGAGGUCCUUCGAGCGCGAAACGUUCAACGGAACAUAAAUAAGGAGUUCGAAAGAGCUGUUAAAAAGCAAGAAUGUAUGGAUAAGUUAGCUUGCGAGCAACAAGCGUUAGGAUUUAUGCAAGAAGACCAGGCGCGGCAAAUGGAACGCCAACAGAACAUGAACACAUACAAAAAGGAAAUGCUUCACACAAUCAAAGAGACUGGCAAGCAGCGCAUGGAAUAUAAAAAGCAGCUCAUCAAGGAGCAACAGGACGCGCGGGAGGCAAUGGAUCAGGAAAUCAAGGCGCAAAUCGAAAAGGAGAAGGCAAUUAUGGAGAAAAAACGAGCGGCACUACGCAAAAACGCACUGGAAGCCAUGAAAAUGGUAGAGCAACGUAGAUUAAGGGAACGUAUGACCGAAGAGAUCGAAGAUCGUUUGUGUUGCGUUUACAAUCUGGCUAAAAAGGACUGGGAUGUCGUAAAAAAAGAGGAAGACCAAAAGAAAACUACGCACGAAGAGAAGAAGCAAGAGAUGCAAGCCAGAUUCUUGCGUUGCAUUCAGACUAAGACAGAAGCAACAGACGAAGAGCGUGUACGUCGUGAUAUUAGUCGCAUGCAACUGAAGUUCACGGCUGAAGAGAAGGAAAAGAUACGCAAGGACAAGGCGGCCAAACAAGCACGUAUUGAAGCUUAUAUGCACGAGCUUCAACAGCAAAAGGAGGCGAAAAGGCGCGCCGAGGAAGAGAGGCGUUACGAUGUGGCAACACGCUUUAAAAACUGCGAAGUAAAUCGGCUUUUUAAAGAAGCGCAGAAGAAAAAGCGUCUAAAUGAAAUACACGAUACACGAGCCACAUUAAAGGAACAAAUUGAGCUUAAGAAACGUAUUGAAAAUGAGGACAGACAACAAAUGCGCACCUGCGAAGAUAACAAAGACGAGCGGGAGGAUAAAUUCUUUUUCGAAUAUGCGCGCAAUCUGAUGGAGGAUGCACACAAGAAAGAUCGGCCACUCUAUCCUUUCGUUAAAGUGGUUCAAGAGUAUAAGCGCGAUCGUUUCAUCGACUGUGAACGCAAAACGCCAAAGCACCUGAUGACUCAUAUUAACAUUGGCACUGGCCAAGGAGAUGUUAAGGGUGACGGUGUAUAUUCCUCUAUUACUUCUUUGCAAAAACCUAAAUCGGUGCAUUCGAAGGCAAUCAGCCCAACACAGGCGCUAGAUGUGAGCAAAUCUGUCUCAACCGGCGAAGAAAAGUUUUCGUCAAAGACUGAGAAAAACAACAAGGAAAGUAUAUUGGAAAACUGUCUUAAGAUAUCUGAAUUGAUUGCAGCCGAUGCGAAGAAGGCCGCCAACACCAAAGAAAACUUUGACAGUCGGUUCACAGAUUGCUUGAUGCCAUGUACGCAUAUAGCCGAACUCAAAAAGGAGGACGACUGUGAAAAGUUGCUUAAACCCGGCAAAGUGCGCUAUACAAUGUUUGAAUUGAAGAAAAUGAACCAUUUCCCUUUGCCCAAGGGGCAAUAGACGCAUAGAAAGCUGUAAUAUAAUUGGUGUUCUACGAUCUGCGCCGGCCUUAAUUUUCUGAAACUUCUUUCAGUACAAUUCAAUUAUAUUCUGUUGUU